Messenger RNA from Zingiber officinale, 1014 nucleotides. RefSeq names its product histidinol dehydrogenase, chloroplastic-like. The record is from RefSeq and is a predicted model, not a curated record. Bases 1 to 1014 code for a protein of 337 amino acids. Gene Ontology annotation, molecular function: histidinol dehydrogenase activity; metal ion binding; NAD binding. Gene Ontology annotation, biological process: L-histidine biosynthetic process. Lineage: Eukaryota; Viridiplantae; Streptophyta; Magnoliopsida; Zingiberales; Zingiberaceae. The transcript is spliced from 9 exons. Gene Ontology annotation, cellular component: cytoplasm; chloroplast stroma.
AUGGUCGUCACGGCGACCACCGCAGAGAUGCCGAAGAAGCGGCAGGCCUCCCGGGACCGAAUAGCACGGUGCAUUGCAUCUGUUGGCCUUUAUGUUCCAGGGGGUACUGUAGUCUUACCCUCAACUGCUUUGAUGCUCUCGGUGCCUCCACAGAUUGCUGGGUGCAACACCAUUGUUCUAGCAACUCCGCCUGGUCGUGAUGGCAGUAUUUGCAAGGAAGUGUUAUAUUGUGCAAAGAAAGCUGGCGUCACCCACAUUCUAAAAGCUGGGGGAGCUCAGGCGAUCUCAGCGAUGGCUUGUGGAACAUCAUCUUGCCCAAAGGUUGAAAAAAUUUUUGGGCCAGGAAAUCAAUAUGUUACUGCUGCAAAAAUGAUUCUUCAGAAUAGUGAAGCCAUGGUUUCCAUUGAUAUGCCUGCUGGCCCUUCAGAGGUGCUGGUCAUCGCCGACAGACAUGCCAAUCCAGUUCACAUAGCUGCAGAUCUACUCUCUCAGGCAGAACAUGGUCCUGACAGUCAGGUAGUUCUUGUCAUUGCUGGAGAUGGUGUCAAUGUUGAUGCAAUUUUAGCUGAAGUGAGCAAACAAUGUGAUAGCCUUCCUAGGGGAGAAUUUGCUUCAAAAUCACUUGGUCAUAGCUUUGUUAGUACACGUGUUCCCGUGCCAAGACAUGGUGUUGGACGGCCACGCAAGAGGGCGUUGGUAUCUCUGGCGACGGAGUCGUCAGAGAGGUCUAUUGGGAUUGAGCUUGUCGCUCAGGGACAGAUUCCUCAUGGUACCACGGGUGCAUCGGGCUCACAGAUGCCGACGGUUCCUUCUUCAGAGGUACCUACCUCGGCCAUACCAGUCGCACCCACCCUUGCAGCGUCCACAGUACCACCAACAAUACCACCUGUGGUAUAUCCGGCACCUCCUCCAACCGUGCCUAUUGUGUACCCAGCACCAUCGACACUUGUGCCUAUUACUGCAUAUUCAGCACCUGCACCAGCAGUACCGGUUGUUCCUUAUCCACCCUUAUAG